CCUUCUGCUCCACUCCAGGCUACUACUCUCUUUGUGUAUAAAAGUUCCCCUUGGAACUUGACUCUCUCCAUUACUCCAUGCCCAGCUCCGCCUUGUACAAGCCUUGGUGAGCCUCAAGCCUGAAGUUCAGAGUCCAGCCAUGCCAGUCUACGCUGCCCAGGUUCUCGCUGCUGCCAUCCUGCUGGUGCAGGUCAUCGCUCUACCCCAGGAUGGACCAUCUGCAGCAAGAAAUAUGACCGCAUGUCUUCUUCCCAUGGACGAUGGUCCCUGCAAAGCCCUGCUGCCGCACUAUUAUUACGACCGAUACACCCAGACGUGCCAGGAGUUUCUCUACGGAGGCUGCGGUGGAAACGACAACAAUUUCGAGACGUUGGAGGACUGUGAAAAGAUGUGCUGGAAGAUCAAAAAUGAUUCGAUGAUUUAUGUUUCUGAAAAAAGCUUUCAGUCGACUGUCGAGAACUUACGGAAAGUGGAGGAGUUGGAAGUCCCCAAAAUUUGCAGGAUGGAGCUAGAGCCGGGCCGGUGCCGAGCCUAUCUGAAGCGCUUCGCUUUCAACCUAAAGACCAUGAAGUGCGAAAAGUUUAUUUAUAGCGGCUGCUAUGGAAACGACAAUAAUUUUAGGGAUGAAGCGUCUUGUCUGGAGACCUGCGCCCCCAAAAGAAAUGCUCCCAGCUUCUGCUAUAGCCCCAAGGAAGAGGGAUCAUGUUCUGCUUCUGUAUCCCGCUAUUAUUUCAACAUUGAAUCCAAAGCCUGUGAAGAGUUUACCUACACUGGCUGUGGAGGAAACUCCAACAACUUUGUCAGAAUCGAAGAUUGUAAUAACGUGUGUAAGAAAGGAAAUAAAAAGCCAAGGAAUAGGAAUCGUAUUCGCAAGAUGAAGCCGCAGUCUUGAGUGGUGAAUGUCGAAGAUAACGCUCUUAUAAGGGUCACAUUAAUGCACUUUCUGUCUUUCUUGGGACAACUGCGAUUCGGCCGGCGGAGAAGAGCUCGCCAAUUGUUGCAAUGUAUCUAAAAUCGGAAUAUUGUACUUCCAGUUAACUAAGCAGUAACGUAAUUUUGCUUAAAAGAAAAAAAAAAUCUUUCAUAAAUUUGUGUGAAUUUUAAGUUAGCUAAACGGGCCUACAUCUGGCUCCAGGGAACACUGUGAAUUGAAGGCCAAGCGGAACUUUUUGAACAAUGUGAACUUUCUCCUUGGCUGUACAAACUGUUCCACUUACAGACGGGGCGGUACAGACCUCCAGGAUUCUAAACAAGCCACGUAAAUUUUGUUGCCAAAAUUACAAAAGAAAUCCAAAAAGUCUCUGGAAGAUGAAAUUUACAAAAAUUCCAAAAAAGGCUCUAGAUUUACCAUAAUGCUCCUUCUAGUUCUAACAAAGUCUGGAUGGACUGAAAGGGGAAAUCUACAUCCAAGUCUCUUUUGAAUUAAGGUUUAGGACCAACCCUGUGACUAUGAGCUCAGGGGUUUAUUAUAUACUCUCAAAAAUGUCUUUUUUUUUUUUUUUUUUUUAUAAUAAUUUGUAUAUAGCUGUAUGUAUGUAUGUAAGGCAAUGCUUCCCUUUUUUUUUUUUUUUUUUUA
Hyla sarda is the source of this 1576-nucleotide messenger RNA. RefSeq names its product tissue factor pathway inhibitor 2 (gene TFPI2). Lineage: Eukaryota; Metazoa; Chordata; Amphibia; Anura; Hylidae. Bases 140 to 892 code for a protein of 250 amino acids. The transcript has 6 exons. Gene Ontology annotation, molecular function: serine-type endopeptidase inhibitor activity. Gene Ontology annotation, cellular component: extracellular region. The record is from RefSeq and is a predicted model, not a curated record. Gene Ontology annotation, biological process: negative regulation of peptidase activity.